This is a messenger RNA of Closterium sp. NIES-65, 690 nucleotides long. The record is from the annotation of a GenBank genome assembly. Lineage: Eukaryota; Viridiplantae; Streptophyta; Zygnematophyceae; Desmidiales; Closteriaceae.
AUGGCCAUCUCCGAUCUCGUGAAGUCGACUCUCGGACCCAAAGGAAUGGACAAGAUUCUGCAGUCCACCAGCCGUGGAGGCGGGCUCAUGGUGACCAACGACGGAGCGACCAUUCUCAAGGCUCUACACAUUGACAACCCUGCCGCCAAAGUGCUCGUUGGACGAGGAGGUGGGCGGUGGCACGACGUCAGUGGUGGUGCUGGCAGGGGAACUGCUGAGAGUGGCGGAGAAGCUGGUUACCACAUGUAUCCGUUGUUUAUUCCCUUUUUAUCCCCGUUAUUGGCAUCUCCAGACAUCUCCAAGGUGCAGGACGACGAGGUGGGCGACGGCACGACGUCAGUGGUGGUGCUGGCGGGGGAACUACUGAGAGAGGCGGAGAAACUGGUUACGGCGAGGAUUCACCCCAUGACCAUCAUUUCAGGUUACCGCAUGGCCCUGGACUGUGCCCGGGAGGUGCUCAUCAGCAAGAGCAGAGACAACAAGGACGACCCAGCCAAGUUUAGGGAGGACCUCCUGAGGAUCGCCAAGACCACCCUGAGCUCCAAGAUUCUCUCCCAGGACAAGGAGCACUUUGCCUCGCUCGCAGUGGAUGCAGUGCUGCGUCUCAAGGGCAGCACCAACCUGGAGGCCAUUCAGAUCAUUAAGAAGGCCGGUGGGGCUCUGUCGGACUCAUACCUUGAUGAAGGGUGA